Coccidioides immitis RS is the source of this 2309-nucleotide messenger RNA. RefSeq names its product cystathionine beta-synthase. Lineage: Eukaryota; Fungi; Ascomycota; Eurotiomycetes; Onygenales; Onygenaceae. The coding region runs from base 237 to 785 and encodes 182 amino acids. The record is from RefSeq and is a predicted model, not a curated record. The transcript has 2 exons.
CGACGGUGACGCUGCGUGUUGACUCGAGAUGCUGGCAUUCUAUGUCGUCUUGCUCUAAGGACAUUGAGACUGUUGCUUCUUGCACACUUCACGCCCGGUCCUGGUCUCUAUUACGCUUCCUGGGACUUCAUUUGUGAACUCCCUGCUUGUUAAACACCCCGCCAACCUUAGGAGGGGCAUGUUAUUCUCUCAAUAGCAAACACGAUCAGUUGUUCUUGGAAUAAUAGAAACGAGCAAUGACUUCCUACAUAUCCGCAAGCGAAGCAUACAAACGCGAAAGGUCUCCCACCAAUUGGGUGCCUUCAUCCUCAGCUUCACAACCCCAGUCUUCAUGGUCAGAUAAAUACCGCGGAGCGACAGUAGAAGAUCUCGACCCUCCACCCGCCCUCUCCACCUCACCUCACGACUCUAUCUCCUCCGCCCUCCUUGCCGCCUACGAACGCGACUACACUCACCUCACUGUAAUCUCCUCCACGUCCCGCUCUCUCCUUGGCUACCUCAGCAUCCCGCGGUUAAAAUCCUUACUUAAAGAUGGCACCGUCACCGAAUCCGAUCCCGUAGAGAAAGCCAUGCACAGAUUCAGAAGGAAAGGGCAUGUUUACAAGGUUAUCACGAUGGACACGCCGUUAGAGGAAUUGGAGAGAUUUUUUGAAGGAGACAUGGGUGGUGGAGAGAAGAGAGAAAAGCAGGACUUUGCCGUGGUGACGGAUGCGAGCAGGAAAUUCGUGCUUGGGGUUGCAACGAAGGAAGACCUAGAGCAGUUCGUUAAGAGGAGACCGGCUUGAUUUUGAUAACGGGCUUCCGAGCCUAUACUUCAUGGAUUCGUUUGGGAACCGCCGGUCGGCGGAUGAUGAUAGAUUCUCUCAGUUUCGGGUGAACAAAAAGCGCAUCCGUGAAACCUAUCGGGAAGAUUGCUCCGUUUAUACCUGCUUGCCAGAAUCUCCCAAUCCCGAGUCACGGCUCAGUAUCGAGGGUGCAACGACAUUCCGAAUGUAAGUUGUAUUAAAUGUACAGUACAUCCAAAAUACCAGUUUUCCCAGGGCGUUCUCGUCAGAAUGACUGUAAAACAAGCAUAUUGUGGGCUUCAGAGAUUGAAAUUCAACAUUCACAUUAAAAAGGAAUAAAGCGAUUUCACAUAGAAUCAUCAGAGGACCUCACAUGUCUUGUUAAAAAGAGUCUAUAUCUUGAUGGCUGGUUAGGUAUAGCUGGGGAAAUACCUUGAAUAGUACGGACUCCCUGCCCUUGAAUGUAAGGCCAAGUGGUCAGGUUAUGUAUAUUAAAACACGGGAACCGGCUUAACAGUUCCCCAUCGGUAGAGCACCAUACUGAAGAAGCCUUCGUAGCCUUGAAGGGGCUAUUCAUCGGACAUGCUUCAACCUCCUUGUGGCUUCGGUCGCGACCAUCGCACAUAUCGCACCAAUAAACAAACACAUCGCAAUCCCAUUUGGUCCCUCAGCAUUGAGAUUCAUCCAUUGGUCUUCUUUUGAAUUGGUCGUCUCCUUGGCCUUGAGCUCUGGUUCGCUCUGUGUCGAUGAUCUAUUCGGUUCUAGAAUGCUGAAGACGAUCCAGCUAAUAAACGUGCCCACGAACUGAGGAAGAGUAGUGUACACGUUGAGGACGCCGAGGUAUAUUCCGGCCAAUUCGCCAGUGGACGCGGAUUCAUCGUCUUCUACGUCACUCUCGAAAUCGCUGUCUCCAUCAUGACGGUGGUUGAGCCGAAGGACACUGGCGUUAUCGAAUUCUAGAUCGGAAUUGUUACCGUCCGUGGUUUCAAGGGGUAGGUAGGCACUAUGUCUGUUGCUCGCUCCUGCAGAGGUUAUCAUGGUAACUGUGGAAUUCCGUGACGUAGAGGAUAGGGCCAGCCGAUUGAUUUCAACUCCCAUGAAAGCAAAAGGAGCCCAGCUAGUAACAGCCCAUGGAAUGCCGCAAAUGGCUACGAGGAACGUCGCGAAUCGAACCGAUUUUGCCAAUGGCGCGAAUAUCAUUGUUGCAGCGAAGAUGAUGUGCGACAUCAUCCACGCUGUCUGCAAAUCCGGCCGGACAAAAGCGAUCUUUUUGAGGAGACGGACGACACCCCGAGGCGGCCGUGGAGUGAAUCGCCCUCUUUUGUUUUCCGGUGAGAGGACCCCAAACGGAAGCACAACGGAGCUAACCAACGUAAUCAUGGAGAAUAUUACGAGUGACAGACUCCCCAGGCGACCAACCUCGCCAAGUGUAUCUUUUGACUGUUCAACGGCAGAUUUUGGCACUUCAUAUCGAAAAUAUGUCUCUCCAACCCAGGUGCUGCUAUAGAAAAGGAAUGGAAACCA